This is a messenger RNA of Fusarium odoratissimum NRRL 54006, 2059 nucleotides long. RefSeq lists its product as uncharacterized. The record is from RefSeq and is a predicted model, not a curated record. Bases 83 to 1099 code for a protein of 338 amino acids. Lineage: Eukaryota; Fungi; Ascomycota; Sordariomycetes; Hypocreales; Nectriaceae. The transcript is spliced from 3 exons.
CGGCUAAGGAAAUAACCCUCACCAAAUUUCUCCCUUUCUCCUCUUUCCUUUACAGAACCAACAAGACAAACGGCAAAAAGCAAUGGCCAACGAUAAACUCAUCUGCGUCAUUGGCGCCACAGGCAACCAGGGCGGCUCCGUCGCCCGUCGCUUUCUCAAAGCGGGCUUCAAAGUGCGUGGCUUGACCCGCAACACCGCCUCACCCUCCGCCCAAGCCCUGUCAUCGGCGGGAGCCGAAGUCGUGGCUGUUGAUCUCAAUGACGUCUCGACUCUCAAGAAAGCGUUUUCCGGGGCGAACGUGAUCUUCAGCGUGACUAACUACUGGGAACCGUUUUUCCGACCAGAUUGUCGGGAGCAGGCUGCCAAGGAGGGUAUUUCGUGUCGAAAGUUUGCGUAUAAUGUUGAGGUGCAGCAGGGAAAGAAUAUUGUCGAUGCGGCUGCUACCGUGGUGGACAGCCUGGAUGAUAACGGAUUUUUGGUCUCGACGUUGAGUCAGGCUGAGAAGUGCAGUGGAGGGAAAUUCAAGGAGUUGUAUCAUUUUGAUGGCAAGGCUGAUGUUUUUCCGGCGUAUGUUGACGAGAAGUAUCCUGAGCUUGCGGCCAAGAUGUCGUGCAUUCACACGGGGUACUUUUAUACGAGCUUCAACAUUUUGCCCGACUCUUAUAUGAACAAGCUCCCUGAUGGAACCUUUGAAAUGUCUUUCACUACCUCCCCCGACAGUCUCGUUCCUCAUCUCGACCCAGUGGGAGAUCUAGGCAACUUCACCUACGCCGUGUACCAAAUGCCUCCAGGCAAGGCUUACAUGGCUGAAGGCACAACCUGCACAUGGCCAGAAUGGAUCGAGACCUGGGGUCGCAUCAACAAUGUCCCUGUCAAGUACCGCCAGGUGACACCAGAUGAAAUGACAGCCGCUACACCUGAUCGAGAUGCGGGAAUUGAGACAGGAUAUAUGUUCUCGUAUACUUCUGAUCCGGGAUACGAUGGCGGCAUGAAAUUGCUGAGGGCAAAGGAUAUCCGAGAGGCUGGCAUUGACUGCCCCAUGACAAGCUGGGAGGAAUGGGCCAAGAAGUACGACUGGUCUGCUAUUCUUAACAAAUAAGGGUUACAAGAUAUAUAGGCAUGGUCAUUAUUAGCGCAAAGUCUGUUGCAGAAAGAACUUAUUAGAGUAGACUACAUUACGGCCGAAAGCAUGAUAAAUAAAUAUGAGAACUAUAGGUAUUUUUUUUUCCAAUUCGCUGUUGCAUUUCACUUCAUGUUACCUGAUGACCAAGCCGUUAUGAACUCGUUACUCCUCCAGCUGCCAUUUCGCAGCGCCUUUCGCAUGUAACUGAACGGUAUCAAACAUGGGCAUGUCAACGUCCCCCGGCUUUAAUAUCAUCUGUAACUCUGUACAUCCCAAAAUAACUCCCUCAGCACCCCUCCCGUACAAGUCCCUGAUCUGAUCCAGGUAAAACUCCCUUGACUCAGGCAGUACCUUAUUACACGAAAGCUCUUCGAAAAUCACACGAUCCAUCCUCUUCCUCGUCUCCUCCCUCCCUGGCACAAGUACCUCAACCCCAAACCUCCUCUCCAGCCUCCCCUUCAAAAAGUCCUGCUCCAUCGUAAUCUGUGUUCCCAGCAAUGCAACUUUCUUCAACCCUUCUUUAAUAAUAGCAUCACCCGUAAAGUCAAUGAUAUGCAGCAGUGGAAGACCCGUUGCAUUUUCAACAUCUUCCGCCCAGCGGUGAUUCGUGUUGACGCAGAGAACGAUUGCUUCUGCGCCGAUGGACUUGAGAUUCUUUGCCGCGCUGCAGAUUUGGCGGGAUACUUCGUUGUAGUUGCCUGUUUGGAAGAAGCUGAAGAGCUCGGCGUGGUCGAAGGAGUGGAGGAGCAGUUUGGAGGAGUGGCCGCCGCCGAGACGGUGUUGGACGUAGGCGUUUAUUUGUUUGUAGUAGAGGAGGGUUGCGUUGUAGGUUGUCCCGCCUAGAAGACCUAGCACGCGCAUCUUCGCUGGGUACCGUGCUGGCUUUUCCCCUUGAUAUGAUGGAAUUGAGGCAGAGAGUUGAAGCGCAACAGUUAG